Molecule: messenger RNA, 2871 nt
Organism: Entamoeba invadens IP1
Lineage: Eukaryota; Evosea; Mastigamoebida; Endamoebidae
Product: AP-2 complex subunit alpha-1, putative
Exons: 1
Coding region: 1-2871 (956 amino acids)
Biological process (GO): clathrin-dependent endocytosis; intracellular protein transport
Cellular component (GO): AP-2 adaptor complex; membrane coat
Molecular function (GO): clathrin-cargo adaptor activity
Source: RefSeq, a predicted model, not a curated record
AUGGAAAAUUCAAGGACGACGCUGCGUGGGCUUCACAACUUUAUUCAAGGCAUCCACCGCUCACAAAAUCAAGAAGAGGAGAAGAAGACAGUUGAGAAGGAAAUGGCUCACAUUCGUAUGGAAUUUAAAACGGGGAAGAAGUUGAAAGGCCACGGACGACGUAAAUACAUAUUGAAAUUGUUGUACAUCUACGUGUUGGGGUAUGAGGUCGACUUUGGAAUUCCAAUCAUCACAGAGCUUUUGACAUCUCCGAAAUACUCGGACAAACAAGUUGGGUACUUAGCGUUGUCUGUGUUACUCUAUGAAGAGCACGAAGCCACUCGUUUAGUUAUCAACACAUUACGAACGGAACUGAUCUCGGCCGAUCCAUUAAAUCAGUGUUGUUCGCUCAAUGUCAUUUCGUGCAUUGGGAACAAAGAAAUGGUUGAGAGUCUUGGCACUGAUAUUCUGAAUAUCUUGUUCUCUAACACAAUACAAACUGUUGUUCGAAAGAAAGCCGCACUCACAUUAAAACAUUUGUAUUUGAAGAACCCCGCGGUCAUUCAAUUGGACCCACAGUUCAAAGACAAAGUGAUGAAGCUCCUCAAUGGUACCGAUUUAUGUUUGGUGUCCUGUGUUGUUCAGUUAAUGACAGUUGUUGCUAUGAAAGACCCGGAGCCUUGGGCAGAUGCUUCAUCAAAAUUGCUCAACAUUCUUUCUAAGUUGAUGAACAAAGACUAUUCCACUGAGUACAAUUACCACGGUGUCCCAUCCCCUUGGCUUCAAGUGAGAAUUUUGAGGAUUUUGCGAUAUAUCCCACCAAAGAAAGGUGCAGAAGAAAAUUAUUUGUCCGACUGUGUUAAGUCCUUGAUAGACACAUGCGACAUGAAACUGGGAGAAAACACAAAGAACGCAAUGUUCGCCAUAUUGUUUGAAAUCAUCGAAUUGGCGCCGUUCAUCGACUUCCCAGAAAACACAAAGAUCAGAAUUUGCAACUUGCUGGGAAUGUAUUUGAACGCGACGGAGACGAACUUGAGAUACUUGUCGCUCGAUGCCAUGUGCUCGAUGAGUGCCAUUGGAUGCUCGAAAGAGCUUCAGAAAUAUUUAGUGAAGAUGAUCAACUCUUUGAAGGAAAUUGAUAUCUCUGUGAAGAGAAGAGCACUCCAAGCGUUGUACGAUGUCUUUGAUGCGGACUGCUGCAACAAGGUGUUGACCGAACUCUUCAAGUUCCUUCCUGUUUGUGACUUGUCGAUCAGGGAAGAGGUCAUUGUGAAGAUCUGUCUUCUUGCGGAGAAGUAUGCGAAGAAUUUGCAGUGGUACGUUGACAUUAUGCUUCAACUCAUUUCGGUCUAUGGAGACUACAUAGCCGAUCAAAUUGUUAAUAGAAUGCUUAGAAUAGUGAUUAACAAUGAAAGUGUCCAAGCAUUCGCAGCGAAAGCUACGUACAAAUACUUGCAAGAAGUCACUUGGAGGGACACAUUUAUUAGAUUGUCGAGUUACAUAUUGGGAGAGUACGCCUCCCUUGUCGUGAAAGACAACAUGAAAAUCGCGCAGAACAUAUUCGACAUAUUAAGCGAGAAGUAUCCCCUUGUCACAAAACAAACACAACUGGUCAUGAUCUCCUCGUUCGCCAAAUUGCACGCUACAUUCCCCUGUUUGAGAGAACAAAUUGCUAAGAUCUUUAUUAAGUAUCAAUCCUCGUCUAAUGCUGAAAUUUCAGAUAGAUGUCAAGAUUACUUGUUCAUGACUUCUAUGCAAGAAUUGGAACCAAUUGUCUUCGAACCAAUUCCACCAUGGGAUAGCGCACCAACUGAAGGAGCAAUUGUCGAUGGAGAAGUCACUGUUACAGAGAACAGCGCUGAAGUUGUCAAACAGAAUAACAAAGAAACAGACAAAGACGAUUUGCUCAUGUUGCUCGGUGUCUCCGAUGGUGCUAAACAGCCAGAAGCUGCUAAGAGUGAUUUGUUCAACAUCUUAACUGCUCCGGUCCCUGUCGCAGCACCAGUACAACCUACCCAACCAGUACAACAGCCAGUCCAACAACAACAAGCAACAAGUGGCGCAUUCGACUUUGGAUCUUCAGACUUUGAAACACCAAAAGCACCAGAACCGCCCAAGUCCGAGACAUUAAAACCAAGUGAGAACACAGAAAGGUACGAAGGGUGUAUCACAAAGAAUGUUGAACCACAAAUGGAACAAAUGGUCAAGACAAACCACGCCAAAUUGAUAUUAACAUUUGAAGGUGUUUUAUACCAAGACGAAGUCAUUCAAAUUGGUAUGAAGUCACAAUUGGAAUCGCCAUCGGCCCGUCUUGCCUUGUUCUUCGGCAACAGAACCUCUGAGAACGUCGAUUUGCAUUAUUCCGUUGAGUGUCCAAAGGGUCUUACAUUGACCAGUGGCGAAUUUAACGCCGUCGUUCAAGCCAAGAGCCAAACUCAGUCCGUCCUCCAAUUCACUUUUGGUGGGUUUUACUAUCAAUCCCCCGUUAUUAACAUCACCCACAAAACAUCUUCGUCGACAAAACAAAUCGCGUUCUCUCUUCCUUUAACUCCAAACGCUUUUUUGGCACAAGAACCACUCGACUCGGGUGUCUUCAUGCAAUACUGGAACACCAUUGGUGCUCCAACAGAGAAGAAAACUAUUGUGAAUUUGAAGAAAAACAACUCGAUGGAACUUCCAGUGAUCCUUGGCGGUCUUCGAUUUGUCUGCCUCGACGUCAAGCCCGAACAGAUCGUCGCGUGCUCCUGUUUCAAGGCGUUCCAAGACAUUUAUGUCUUGCUCAGAAUUGAAAUAAAUGCGGCCUCUGGCAAGGCUUGCGUCUACGUUAGAGCACACGACCCAGUUCUUGCGACUGUAAUACACAACAUCCUCUGCUACGAAAUCGCCGAGUAA